UUUUUUCUCUCACAGAAGCAAAAGAGCACACACGUAACGUGUGUGAAUUAAAAAAUAGAAAGACGAACUGUAGAAAAAAUAAUAAUAAUAUCUGUUCACAUGGGAAGCGACUCAGCGAGUGACAGGUUAUUAUUGACGCCUAUUUUGUCCCGAGGCAUUUGAACGCAUCAGCCAACCCGGCGUUGUUUUGUUUGAGAGAGCCAACAUGGCGGCUGGUGGCGAGUCGCUGGAGUCUUGGCUAAACAAAGCCACCGCUCCUUCCAACCGACAAGAAGAGUGGGAGUAUGUUAUGGCAUUCUGUGACCAAAUCAACAAGGAGCUUGAGGGACCCCAAAUAUCCGUACGACUGUUGGUACACAAGAUCCAUUCACCGCAGGAAUGGGAGGCACUGCAAGCCUUGACGGUUCUUGAGACCUGUAUGAAGAACUGUGGCCAAAGGUUUCAGAAUGAAGUGGGAAGAUUCCGUUUUUUAAAUGAACUUAUUAAAGUCAUAUCCCCCAAAUAUCUAGGAGACACGGUGUCUGAGAAGGUGAAGUCAAAAGUAAUAAAGAUGAUAUACAGCUGGACCAUUUAUCUUCCUGAGGAAACCAAAAUUUGUGAGGCUUACCAGAUGCUGAAGACUCAGGGUAUUGUAUUAGCUGACCCUGAGAUCCCUUCCGAUGCUACAUUAGUCCCAUCUUCAUCUGAGAGGCCCAAGAAUCCAGUGUUUAAUGAUGAGCAGAAAAGUAGAAAGUUAGCAGAGCUGCUUAAAAGCAAAAAGCGUUCUGAUCUGCAGGAGGCCAAUCAACUCAUCAAGAACAUGGUUAAAGAGGAUGAAGUGAGGUCACAGAAAGUGUCCAAGCAGAGUAGCACACUGGAGGCAGUCAACAACCGUGUCAAACUCCUUAAUGAGAUGCUUACUUACUUUAGUCCUGAAGCCUCUGCUGAUGUUGACAAGGACCUCAUUAGGGAGUUGUACAGUGACUGUGACAAGCUGAGACAAACAGUGUGUCAGCUAGCUACAGAGACAGAUGAUGGUGACACUUAUUUGGGAGACAUCCUGCAGGCCAAUGAUGACCUCUCCAAUGUUCUUAAUUCUUAUAAGAAGAUAAUGGAAGGCCCUACUAGCAAUGGAGAGACUAAAACUCUAUCAGGCACCAGCUUCACGGCUCAGUCUGAGAGUCUGAUUGAUUUGAUGGAUGUGGACGACACCAUUUUUUCCCAACUAGGAAAGCCACCUUUUGCAUCAUCUGUAUCUUCUCACGUUGACCUUCUGUGUGGACCCACUGAGGCUGAAGGAGAGUCAGGCACAGCCUCUGCGUCAUUCUCUAUGCUAGAUGAAGAGCUGCUGUCCUUAGGUCCUGCAUUCUGUGCGAUUCCUCCCUCUGUCUUCGGCUCGGUGUUCCCCAGUGCUCCGCCGGCACCUUUCACGCUCCAGCAACCACCAGAUGGCCCAGUCUCAAGCUCAACAGUGCCAGCGUACAGCACAGGGCAGUCGCCUCCGACAACCAUCCAUGUCACCGCGUCACAGGUCUCCUCUGCAGCACAACCGUCCCAGUCUGAACACGUCUCUACGGGUGACAGUCUACAAGAUGUGGCCCUGCUUGAUUUCAGCAGUCCUAAAAGUUUACCCGAGGCGCACUUUGACAACACGCAAGCCAAGCGUGAUGAUCCGCGUUCUCCUGCCAACCCCAUGUGCCAAAGCGGGGUGCCAGUGGCGACCAACUGCCCGCCAGCCAGAUGCCAUGCCGACAAUGCUCUGUUACACUCCCACAACCCCAUCGUCACAAAAAACCACACUAAUUCAGCCGGGGGAGAGGAGACGUCCUUUGCUAAUGUUUUUGUACCAUUGGAGGCUGUCAGACCAAGUAAGCUGUGUCCCAUCACAGCGUAUGACGAGAGCGGCGUUCGUGUGCUGCUACAUUUUGCUAGCGACUGUCCCCCUGGCUGCCCUGAUGUUUUGGUGAUUGUUGCGUCCGUGCUAAAUACAUCUCCUCUCCCUGUCUGCGACUUUGUACUGCAGGCUGCAGUUCCCAAGACAAUGAAAGUGAGAUUGCAGCCACCCUCGGGUACACAGCUGGCUUCCUUCAACCCCAUCGCACCUCCUGCUACCAUCAGUCAAGUCAUGCUGCUUUCCAAUCCACACAAGGAAAAAGUUCGCAUGAGGUUCAAGUUGACAUUCACGCUAGGACAGCAGCACUACGCAGACGUCGGCGAAGUUAAUGACUUUCCACCUCCUGACAGAUGGGGUGCUCUGUAGCCCCACCCAUCUCCUUUCCCUUUGAAAUGAUUGUAUUUAUCUGGGCAAUGAGAAAGAAACGGCAUCUAGGAUUAUGUCUGUUAUUUAUUUAUUUUCAACUUUUGUACCCUUAUUUAGUGAGAAGGUACGCUUGAAUAGUCCCAGUCUUGCGGUUUAACGUUCAAUACGUAAGCCACGGCUUUAGUACGAAUCAAAAAAAGAUUUCUUCUAUACUGUUUGUAUUAGGUUAAGUUCAAAUUAAGUAUUGUUUUUACACUUUGGAACAGGAAUAUUCCAACUAAAUUGUUUUAGCUGCCAUGUUUCCAGAAAGCUAUGGACCUACUUCUCCCGUUCACUAUAACCAUAUGUUUUUCUGUGAAACCAGUGUCCUCUACAGUAGACAUUUGAUUUUGGCCUUUUUAUUCUAUCAGAGUUACAGGAGCCCUCUGCUAUUUGUUAAGAAUCUGCUGCAAAAAAUGUCAGUCUCUCACAAGUCUUUUUGAACCAAACUCGUGUAUAAUAGCCCAAAUGAUGAAAAAGAGAAGACCUCAAAUUAAACCUUGGGGAAGACCACAAGUAUAACUAAAGAAGUCGAUCAAUGACUACUCACUGCAUCUAAAGUAAACAAGCUACUGCAACAUAAACCACAUUACGAAGAAAAAAAUUGUAAAUGCCAAAAAAGGGGAGGAUUUAAAGGGGUGCAUUGAGGACUGCCUCAGUUAUGUAAAUCACAAGUUAGGACCCCAGUGUUCUAUGUUUGCAUGCAUGGUUGAAAUGACAAGCAUCUGCUAAUGUGUUAACAGUGGUCUAAGUUCCUCUAUACAACAAGGGCACUACUGUUUUUAAGAAUUUUCUGCAAAAAUGUUUGUCUCACAAGUUUUGAACUCAACCAGGUAACUUUUCCCCCACUUUAGCCAUUUGAACAGCCCUGCUUUAGAAGGUCUGGCCAUGUUGUCAAAAUUCAGAAAUAUUGAUUGUAAUUCUAAAGUUGGAUUUACAUGGAUCUCAAUUGAAUAUAUAUAUAUAUUUUGACUUUAAUACAAGAGACUAUUUUGUUUAGAUUUUAAGAUUCUGUUCACUCCUUCCAGACGAUUGUUGUAUUUAAUUAUUUAUUUACUAUCACACUAUUUAUUGUUUUUGAUGGGUGGAAGGGUUACAACAUUUUAACUUAUGGAUGUGCUGUUACAUGAGCAAUUAUUCAGGCUCCUAAAGGGGAACUGCACUUUUUUUAGAAUUUUGCCUAUCGUUCACAAUCUUUAUUAAACAAAAGUACACGUCUUUUUUUUUUUUUUAAUUAGGAUUUUAAAGAUGAUAAAAAAACGCUUGGAAGAUGCGGCUAAUGGGAGUCACCGUUGUAGCUGUUAAAGCCCUUUAUUGAUGUUUUCUAAACACACUGCAAGUCUAUACAUAAUAGUAACACGUUCAAUAUUUCAAUAUUUACCGUAUUUUGAUCAUUUGAAUCAUUUCCGGAACUGACUUCUUGGGAGCAUAGGUUUUCGUUUCCAUAGCAGCGCACGUCUGACUUCUGGCAACAACUGUGUCCUCCUUCCGGAUACAAACGCUAGUUUGUGUUCUAAUCAUGGCAGAAAACAACUAUUUUUGGACAAAUGAGGAUUCACAACCUUAUCUUUUUUCACCUGAAUAAACAAAAGAUGAACUACUAUUUCUACAAGCCAGCACGAAGAAGAGGGUGAAACGUUGUAGCAGACAGAAGCCGAGAGAGUGAGCUGAAAGCGAUACGAAGCUGAAAAUGUGGAAUUUGAAGCCAAGCUAUUUGGACAUAAAUGGAGUGCUUACCCAAACAGACAGGAAAAAAUGUCCCUGACAAGCUGGAUCAGACAGACAACUGUCCAUCGAGUGAGUCACACUAUAAUAUUGAUCAUGAUGUACGCAGCAGGUCAUGCGUGUUAUUACAACUACAGUACAUAGGUCUGUCUGGCUAGCUGUGUACAUACAAAACAUGAAAUGUGGGCCAAUACGUUACAGAUACUGUAAUAUGAUUGUUUGUUUUUCAGUCAGUACAGAUGUGCAUUACAAACUCAAACGUGUUUUGUCUUGCCGUAGUUAGCUUUUACGGCUAAUACCAAAGUUUGUUUUUACAAUAACAAUGUCGCUACAGCUUGGUUGUUAUACAGUUACGGAACGUAAAUUAAGUAUUGGUGACAGUUUCUGAAUGCAUUUUUAAAGGGAUUUAGAGAUCGAAUGGAUUGCUCCCAUUAGCUGCAUUGCUAGCUACCUACAAUUGGGGGUUAAAUCACCAAAAAUGAUUCCCGGGCGCGGCCACCGCUUCUGCCCACUGCUCCCCUCACCUCAGGGUGAUGGGUCAAAUGCAGAGAAGAAUUUUGCCACACUUAGUGACUUCUUAACUUAACAAUGAGCCGAUUUUUAUACGUUAGAAUGCAACAACAACAAAAAUCUGUUUUCUUGUCUCUCAUAAUGAUUGUAAUCGAUAGGCAAAAUUCCAAAAACAAGUGCAGUUCACCUUUUAAGGUAAGGAAAUUAUUUUCUGUCAUGUCCUGCCUAGUGGACAGACAUUUUUCACUCUUGCCCUGAAUUGAAAUUGACGUAAUAGUCAAUAAGCUCCUUUUUUUUUUUUGUAUCUUGUUGGCGGUUAGACCGGCUCGUACAUGCACACGCAUCCUCCGCCGUUGCCAUUUCUAAUUUAAAAAAAAUAGCAUAUAGUUCCAACUUAUAUCUGUCAGUAGCUCCGCUAUGGAAACGCUAAAAACUACAACAUGGAUGAUGGGGAGAAGACGCUAGGGGUGUGAAUUUUUGGGCACCUGGCGAGUCGAUCUGAUUCCUGGGCUGACAAUUCGAUUCAGAAUCAAUUCUCGAUGCAACAUGAUUCUCGCAGUGUAUUAUUUGGUAUAAUUAUAAUUAAACUUUUUUCAAAACAGGUUGCAUGUUAAAAAAAAGCUCCUUCUGGUUGCACAGAGAUGAAAAGUGACUAUUAUUUGUAUUUAUUUUUUAAUUAUGAAUCGAGAUGAAUAAGAAUCGGAUGUGAAUUAAUUUUAUGUGCACCCCUAGAAGAGGCUGUCAAAGUGGAGGCACGUAAAUAAAAGCACCCACAAAACCAGAAAGUGGCUUGAAAACGGUCUGUAAAAGUUAAAGUGCCAAUGAUUGUCACACACACACACGAAGUGUGGCGAAAUUAUUCUCUGCAUUUGACCCAUAACCCUUGAUCACCCCCUGGGAGGUGAGGGGAGCAGUGGGCAGCAGCGGUGGCCGUGCCCGGGAAUCAUUUUGGUGAUUUAACCCCCAAUUCCAACCCUUGAUGCUGAGUGCCAAGCAGGGAGGUAAUGAGUCCCAUUUUUAUAGUCUUUGGUAUGACUUGGCCAAGGUUUGAACUCACAACCUACCGAUCUCAGGGCGGACAACAUGAUCUUUGCAACAUUUUGACCAAAGAACCACCAUUACAUGAAAGUGUUUUAAAUAUGACCUCUUCGAGCUAGUUGUUGACAACCAAAAAGAGAUUAUUCUACUUGAUAACUGCUUUAUUUAAGGUAAUGAUAGGUAUGUAUAAUGAUUGUUUUUGCCUCUAUAUUGUUUCCCAUAUGAAGGAAACAUUUGUUGACGAAUUGAAUGUAUAUGUUUGGUAGUGAAAUCAUCACGCCGGUGGAAAAAAAAAAAAAUUAAAAAAAAGCUUUUGUCUUUUUGUGAAGAUGUUCUACAUCAGGGGUGUCCAACUCAUUUUAGAUCAGAGGCCACAUGAGAAAAAUCUACUCCCAAGUGAGCCGGACUGGUAAAAUCACGGCACGAUAACUUAAAAAUAAAGACAACUUCAGAUUGUUUUCUUUGUUUAAAAAUAGAACAAGCACAUUCUGAAAUUGUACAAAUCAUAAUGUUGUUGUGUUUUUUUUACAAUUACCUGUUGCGUUUAAUAGUAUAUAUACUUUAUUUGUCGUUAUUUAUAUUUUCUGAAUAAAUUACGCGAUAAUUUUCAGCAGUCAACUCAUUGGUGUUGAUUUUCAAUCUAUCAAGAUAAAAAAAUGAUAUCAAAAUCAAAUUACAGUAUGGUAUUUAUGUAGUUUGAUCAUUUUUCUCAACUGAUGUACUAACAUCAUGUGGUUUCUUUUGUACAUAAGUAGCAUAAUCUACAAAGAUACAAAUAAUUGCUAUUGUGACAUCCAGUGGACACAUUUAGAACAGCUGUUUAUUUCAUUAAAAAAUUUCAGGUUAGUUUUUAUACUUCGCAAACUCAUCCCGGGGGCCGGAUAAAAACUUUUCCCCGCUGUCGGGCCAUACGUUUGACACCACUGUUCUACAUUGUAAGAUAUGUUCUGUACAUUUAUCAAAGUGUUUGAGGUGGUUGAAUUACUCUUUUUUUUUUUUCUUUUUCUUUUUUUUUUUCCAGUCCAUGAAAAAUAAAUAAUUACAUUUUCUGAUUGUUGCCUCAUUUUUAAGCAUAUACCCACCAUGUCUCACUACUCGGGCUGUCGUGGCUUGGUUGGUAGAGCGGCCGUGCCAGCAACUUGAAGGUUCCAGGUUCAAUCCCCGCUUCCGCCAUCCUAAUCACUGCCGUUGUGUCCUUGGCCAAGACACUUCCCCCACCUGCUCCCAGUGCCACCCACACUGGUUUAAAUGUAACUUAGAUAAUGGGUUUCACU
This is a messenger RNA of Entelurus aequoreus (snake pipefish), 6825 nucleotides long. RefSeq names its product golgi associated, gamma adaptin ear containing, ARF binding protein 3a (gene gga3a). Gene Ontology annotation, molecular function: small GTPase binding; ubiquitin binding; phosphatidylinositol binding. Gene Ontology annotation, biological process: vesicle-mediated transport; intracellular protein transport. Gene Ontology annotation, cellular component: trans-Golgi network. The transcript is spliced from 16 exons. The coding region runs from base 206 to 2239 and encodes 677 amino acids. NCBI's taxonomy places the organism in Eukaryota, Metazoa, Chordata, Actinopteri, Syngnathiformes, Syngnathidae. The record is from RefSeq and is a predicted model, not a curated record.